AUGCUUUUUGAGAAGACGUUUACCCUGCUUGUUCGUUUCCUGACCAGAAAGCUGAGUCGCUAUCGCGCUGUGACAGUCCUUACAAUUUACGCUGCAACAGCUUUCUUCAUCAUUUUGUUUUCCUACUUUUUCACUUUCUCUCUCAUUCUUUACCCUUUCGCGGGGCGUCUUUUCGAGGCUUCAGGCCGUGUAGCAGCCCGCCAUGUACCGAACCUACAAAAUGCUCCUGCAGGUAUGGCUACAUACAUGAUAGGAGCAACGUCAAGGGACGAAAGUGCGGAGUUUGCAGCGCGGGAAGAGUUCGUUAACUACAAAUCGUUGCCGAUGCGCAGACCUGAAGUUGACCUAUUAUUGUCGUAUCUGCGUCCUGAAGAUACUUAUCUAGAGUAUGGUGCAAGUGGCACGACUCUGUCGUUUCCCAUGCUCGUAUCACAGUCGUACGUUAUCGAACACGACGCACAAGUUUGCAAAGGAAUUUCGUCAGAAAUGAAGCAGCAUCCGGAGUUGGCGAAGAGAUUGAGAGCAUUUUGUGCUCCAGUGCCUCAUGGCAAGGCUGGCUGGGGGUUGAAGUCGGAGUUUGAGGAAGGAAGUUACACGGCGUUUCACAAUUAUGUUGAUUUUCCAAGGAUGAACUUGUCCGAGGUUGCGUUUGACAAAGUACUCAUUAACGGUCGAGCGCGUGUCGCAUGCGCUCUAAGAAUUCUACCCCAACUCAGAGAGCAUUCCCGGGUUUUCUUUCAUGACUACUUCCUUCGGCCAGAGCAUUACUCCAGCGUCCUCACCUACUACGACGAGGUUGCGCGCAUUCUUGCUCACGGUCCAGUAUCCGGAUACACUGAUGAACCGAUGGGACUCCUGGUUUUGAAGCCGAAGCUAGAGUACAUCGACAACGAAAUCGCACACGUUACCGUUGCCCGCUUGAAUACGAUUUACGAUAAUUACGAAGAAACAGAGCCGACAGAGGAUUCUGCGAGCGCAGAUACCGCAUUUCAACAUGGCCUGCUUUCCACUGGCGAAGGUGGGUUUCCGUACUAUGAAAUGAGCCGUGAGUUGGCUCGGAGCACGACAAGAGUGCGCUUGUUGCUUGAUGUGAUCAUGAUCCCAUGCAUUGUAGUUACCUAUCUUGUCCUGCGCUGUCUCUUUGUGAAUGUCUUUCUCGAGGCGUUAUCGUCUGCCCUGCGGAGUUCAAAACUUUUUGCAGGUGACAUUCGAGCAGCAGUACCGUGGGCAUCGCGUAGCAGUUCAGCAACGUCUAAACCGCAGACAAGAAUUUUGCCUAUAAGCAUGGGGAGUGCAGGAGAGGCCACUACAUCCUCAACUGGAAAAGCUGAGUAGUGCAUGAUGACCCGUUAUUGCUGUUGCUACCCUCGGGACGAUGGGCUGGUAGGACAGAAGGAGAAGCUUGACAAGAGUUUACCAUUAACGGCCACUAUUGCUAUGGACUAGUCCCGCCAUCAGUACUUGCACCUUCUAGAAGUAGGGAAAGACAGGGAGAGACCUUGAAACUCGAAGAUGGGAUAGGACUCUGAACCCCAACAAUAAUGAAUACAUAAACAAGAGCGCGUCAGAUUUAGAA
Molecule: messenger RNA, 1576 nt
Organism: Chondrus crispus (carragheen)
Lineage: Eukaryota; Rhodophyta; Florideophyceae; Gigartinales; Gigartinaceae
Exons: 2
Coding region: 1-1335 (444 amino acids)
Source: RefSeq, a predicted model, not a curated record